AUGAGGACUUCUUAUCAGCUAGUGGUGGAGAUUACUCUAAGGAUCGAGGGUUACCGUCUGAGAGGUAGGGAGCAAAUGCAGCAAGAUAAGAGGUCUAGAUUCUCUGGAGAGUUCAAAGGUGCCCCGGCUAGGGAUAGAGCUAUUCAGGGUUCUUCCAGUGGACAUUCAGGUCCUCAAGGUUCUUCUGGUUCCUAUUCCAGUGCUAUGCCAGAGAGUUCAUACCAUCCUCUAGCCAUUCCGAGUUGCUCCGGUGGGUAUUCAGGUCAUCAGGGCCAGGCUUCCGGACAUCAGGCUAUAGUGCCUAGAGGUUGCUACGAGUGUGGAGAUCCAGGUCAUAUGAAGAGGACCUGCCCCAGUCUUCGGGGCUAG
This is a messenger RNA of Nicotiana tabacum (common tobacco), 369 nucleotides long. The record is from RefSeq and is a predicted model, not a curated record. Lineage: Eukaryota; Viridiplantae; Streptophyta; Magnoliopsida; Solanales; Solanaceae.